Molecule: messenger RNA, 1186 nt
Organism: Bombus pyrosoma
Lineage: Eukaryota; Metazoa; Arthropoda; Insecta; Hymenoptera; Apidae
Product: homeobox protein engrailed-1a
Exons: 4
Coding region: 23-1039 (338 amino acids)
Biological process (GO): regulation of DNA-templated transcription
Molecular function (GO): DNA-binding transcription factor activity, RNA polymerase II-specific; DNA binding
Source: RefSeq, a predicted model, not a curated record
AGAAGUUGGAAAUAAAAGUCCAAUGACAUUACCGACGAUGGAGCUUUAUCAAAAUCACAGUAAGGUGAGCGAUGAAAUCUACGAUCUGCGACGGUCGUCUGUGAAACAAGAGAUAAAAGAGAUUCGCUAUGUCGAUAACGUUUACGAGCGAACGAGGGAUGAUCGCGAACGAUUCGUGAAAACGCCAAACAAUCAUCAAGAUACGAUGGAAUGUGCGUCAGAUUCGAGUAGCGAGAGUUACAAAGAGAUUCGUAGGAAGCAAAUGGAAAGAAAAGAUUCGUCACCGGUUGCUGCGGCUAGUGCCUUUACGAUUGACAACAUUCUUGGCAGACGCGAAACGAAAAAUAUCCAAGUACCUUCUAAUUUAAAUUAUUCCGAUGACAGAGAAGAAGAUCGAGAAGAGAGAGAGGCGAAAAUGGAAGAGAAUCAGUUGUUUAUCAGACCAACGGCCGUAUCAGCUACGCAAUCCGAUAUGAACACAGGAUUAUACGCAUCAGCAGGAUUAUCGUACUCGGAAGUCACGCUUUCAGAUCCUUCCGCGUAUUCAGCGACAUCCCUUGCUUCUGCAUCCAUUUUAUAUAACAGUUGGUUCGCUCAAUCAAAACCUGGCCAACUGUUUGGUCUACAAGCGCCCAAACCGAGCGGAAGACGAUCCAGAAAACCGGGCAUCGACAGAAAACCGCGUCAAGCGUACAGUGCGAAACAGUUGGAAAGACUUGAAGCGGAAUUUAAGAUCGACAAGUAUUUAAGCGUGAGCAAACGAAUGGAACUGUCGAAAUCCCUAAAUUUGACAGAAGUACAAAUAAAAACAUGGUUUCAAAAUCGUCGCACCAAGUGGAAGAAACAACUUACCUCCAGAUUAAAGAUUGCCCAAAGGCAAGGGCUUUUCCCAUCGGCAUACUUUCCACCGGCUCAGUACUCUUUAUUACCGUACUACACUACGCCGCUUGUGUUUGGAAGUUCAGCGUCAGAUGACGCCAAUAUUAACGCGAUGGCGAUACCAUCACGAUCUGUGGCAUCGUCGCCGGAUGCUGUUUGAACGAAUAUCGAUUCGAACUACUUAGCCGACGUGAGACACGAGCGCGAAUCAAGUGCAACGUACCUCGUCUAUGGUGCGAUUAAGACUCAAUUUCUCGAUUCAACGUAUAUACUUACGAUGAUUUCAUACUGACGACUGAAGACAUGC